UACUGCAGCCUUUACUCUGUUUGUAGAAGCCUCGGCCUAGUGUCGCCUAGUGUCGCCCAGUGUCGCCCAGUGUCGCCCAGUGUCGCCCAGUGUCGCCUAGUGUCGCCCAGAGUCUUCCAGCGCGGUGGAACUGAUUGCUUCGCUCUCCUGCGUACAAGCUACAUGACCUGUCUGUAAUCGAUGAGGUGAGGUGAGCGCUACCCGCGCUGAGACUGAGAGGAAGUUACCGUUCUUCAAGAGGAAGGAAAGGCGUCCAGCGGACUUGGGGAAACUGGUAACGCGCAUGCCCGGCGGACGGUGACGCCAGAGGGAAGCUGCAAAGCUGGAGGACGGAAGCGAAGCCAUGGCCGCCCCGAGCCAGCAGUACUGCCUGCGCUGGAACAACCACCGCUCCAACCUGCUGACCGUGUUCGACGAGCUCCUGCGCAGCGAGGCCUUCACGGACGUGACGCUGGCCUGCGAGGGCAGCGUGUCCGUCAAGUGCCACAAGAUGGUGCUGGCCGCCUGCUCGUCCUACUUCCAGGCGCUGUUCACGGAGCUGCCGUGCCGCCACCCGGUGGUCGUGCUCAAGGACGUCAGGUACUCGGAGAUGAAGGCCAUCCUGGAGUACAUGUACCGCGGCGAGGUGAACGUGGCGCAGGACCAGCUGGCGGCGCUGCUCAAGGUGGCGCAGACCUUGAAGGUGAAGGGCCUGGUGGAGGAGCGCGAGCCCCUCACCAGCACGCCCAAGAGGGGCGACCCCGAGGCGCAGGGCGAGGACCCCCACUCGCCGCCCAACAUCACCACCUCGCUGGCCAACCCGGGGCCUCCGCCGGUCCCGCACAGCAGCAGCAGUGUGUCGCCGCCGCACUCCUCGGGCCACCCCUCGCCCGUCCCGCCGCCGCCCUCGACCGGCGGCCUGCUGGGCGCGUGCUACGAGGCGUCGGGCGGCGCCGGCCCCGACAUGUCGCCGCUCAAGCGCAAGAAGCUGCAGAGCCUGCUGAUGAGCCGCGACACGCCCAUCCUGCGCACCGUGCUGGGGCAGGGCCAGCCCGACUCCUCGCAGCCCAUGGCGCUGGUGUGUCCGGACGGCGAGCCGCGCGCGCAGUUCAACGGCGCGCCGCACGACCUCGACAAGUCGAAUGUGAAAGCUGAAACGUAUGAGGAAGCACGGUCACCAUAUACAGACAUCUCCGGCGUGGAUGAAGAAUCAGGUGAAAAGGCAAACAAGAUAAUGAUGUCGCAGUCAUUUCCCGCAGUGUCGUCCGGCAUCGCCACGUACGUGCCGACGCAGAAGCCCGAGUGGAAGCGCUACAAGCAGUACACGCGCAACGACAUCAUGUCGGCCAUCGAGGCGGUGCGCACGGGCAUGAGCGCGCUGCAGGCCGCCCGCAAGUACGGCGUGCCCUCGCGCACGCUCUACGACAAGGUCAAGAAGAUGGGCAUCACGACGAGCCGGCCCUUCAACAAGCGGGUGUCGGGCGGCGGGGGGCCGGGCGGGGGUGGGCCCUACUUCCCCUACGGCGGGGUGUACCCGGGGGAGGGGGAGGAGCCGGCGCAGGCCCAGCCCCUGUUCCUGCAGCACGCCCUGGACGGCAUGAAGCGCGAGCUGGGGGAGCGCGAGGCCCGGGCGGCUCUGGCGUCGGCCCACAGCGGGGCCUCGUCGUCCAGCCCCGGGGAGAACGGCCGGUCGCCCAGCCCGGGCCUCAAGUACCGCCACAGCCUGACGCCGAGCCCCGGGGACGGCGACGAGCGCGAUGAGGACCGCGUGGAGGACCUGAGCGUGUCUCGCAAGCCCGAGCCGGCGCGCGUCAUCGUGCCGCUGCUGGGCCAGCCGCCCGACGACGCCCGCUUCGACAACUCCCUGGAGGCCGCGGAGCGGGACUGA
Bacillus rossius redtenbacheri is the source of this 1867-nucleotide messenger RNA. RefSeq lists its product as uncharacterized. Gene Ontology annotation, molecular function: protein binding; DNA binding. Gene Ontology annotation, cellular component: nucleus. The coding region runs from base 344 to 1867 and encodes 507 amino acids. Gene Ontology annotation, biological process: regulation of transcription by RNA polymerase II. Lineage: Eukaryota; Metazoa; Arthropoda; Insecta; Phasmatodea; Bacillidae. The record is from RefSeq and is a predicted model, not a curated record. The transcript has 7 exons.